Molecule: messenger RNA, 1470 nt
Organism: Salvia miltiorrhiza (redroot sage)
Lineage: Eukaryota; Viridiplantae; Streptophyta; Magnoliopsida; Lamiales; Lamiaceae
Product: F-box/kelch-repeat protein At5g43190
Exons: 1
Coding region: 221-1288 (355 amino acids)
Molecular function (GO): protein binding
Source: RefSeq, a predicted model, not a curated record
AAGUAAUUAUGUUGGUGGAUGCGUAAUUAUUUCAAUCAUUAAAGGCAACAGUAUUUACAAAUACUAUUAAUACUAAUGUAGAGUGAUGAGGUGAAAAAUAACCAUCUCUCUCUACCUGCUAGUCAACCAAAUCUCCCCAGUUUUCAUACCUAUCACAUGGUUUUCAUCAAUCCCUUACAAGUCCAGUCUUGUCUCUCUCUCUCUCUCUAGAUUGAUUGCCAUGGAUCCUCGCAUAUGGAGCAAGCUGCCCGAUCACCUACUCGAACACGUCCUCUCCUUCCUCCCUCUGAAGGCCUUCCUGGGCCUCCGAUCAACCUGCAAACACUUCAAGUCCCUCCCCUUCACCCCCUACUUCAUCUCCCGCCACUCCCUCCCGCAGUCCCCGCCGCCCUUCUCCUCCUUCCUCCUCCUCUCCCACCCUCACUUCCACCACACCUGCCCCAUCUUCAACACCGCCCUCAACACCUGGUGCUCCAUCCCCCUCUCCUUCCCCCCUAUGCCCUCCUCCCACCUCGUCGCCUCCUCCCACGGCCUCCUCUGCUACUCCGUCCCCUCCUCCUCCUGCUUCGUCGUCUGCAACCUCCUCAGCCGCUCCCUCCGCCGCCUCAAGUUCCCCGCCUGCCCCUUCGCCUACGACCUCCCCACCUUGGUACCCUCCGCCGCCAACACCUACAAGCUCUUCAUGCUCUCCACCACCGGAUCGUCCCGCCACGCCCUCGUCUACGACUCCGCCGCCGCUUCAUGGCAGCGUUUCCCCAGCCCCGACCCGCCCCUCAACGAGAACCACCACCAGAAGGGCGUCCUCCACGACGGAGGGAUGCUCUUCACGACACCCGAGCCUUUCCUCAUUCUGAGCUUCCGCGUGGAGAGCGGCAAGUGGGAGACGCCGCCCAUCGACCUCCCCGAGGGGCUCGUGUUCGCACGGCUGGCCGGGGACGGGGACCGGAAGCUCUACCUGGUGGGCGGGGUCGGGGCAAGCGGGAUCUCAAGGAGCAUGAAGCUGUGGGAGCUGGGGGGAGAUGGGGAGAUGUGGAUGGAGGUGGAAACAAUGCCAGAAAUGGUGUGCAGGAAAUUUCUCUCUGUUUGCUACCACAACUAUGAGCAUGUCUACUGUUUCUGGCAUCAAGGUUUAAUUUGUGUGUGCUGCUACACAUGGCCUGAGAUAUUAUACUACAAAGUUUCUAGAAGAACCUGGCAUUGGCUGCCUAAGUGCCCUUCUUUGCCUGAGAAAUGGAGCUGUGGAUUCAGGUGGUUUUCCUUCACACCUCAGCUCUAUGCCUCUGCAUAAAAACACUUCAAUUUUUUGCAUUUAUUGUCAUUGUUAUGUAGAUUUGAGUGUUUGAAUAUUUGAGAUAGCGAUGGAGAUGGAGAUAUACACUUGUAUUAUAUAUAUCAACAAUUCAAUAUAUUUGUCUGAAUAAUGUACAGGAAAGAAUUGAGUUCCAAAAUUGAAAUUUAACUAUAUAAAAA